This is a messenger RNA of Salvia splendens (bonfire salvia), 2163 nucleotides long. RefSeq lists its product as uncharacterized. Bases 1 to 2163 code for a protein of 720 amino acids. The record is from RefSeq and is a predicted model, not a curated record. The transcript has a single exon. NCBI's taxonomy places the organism in Eukaryota, Viridiplantae, Streptophyta, Magnoliopsida, Lamiales, Lamiaceae.
AUGCCACUCGACGACACGAAGUUGGUGAAGCAGCUCGAGGGGCCAAUGCCGUGGAUAGGAGCGUAUGCAGCCAUGGCGUCAACGCUCUGCACGCUCGCCAUGGCUGCCGACAUCUUCCACGGACUCCGGAGCAGGAAAUACUGGUUCCCAUCCAAAUACUUCUCCCUAAAUUCCGCCUUCCUGUCGUUGCUGGCAGUGGCGAUGAAGCUCCCAGUGGAUCUCACCACCAAGAUGUACUCUGUCACAGACCGUCUCGCGAAGGUCAGCAGCCUCGCCUUCAUGUCAGUCGUCAUGGCAAAUUUCUUGACGUCCCUGGGGUCCAUGGACAACAAGAGCUUAGUGACGAACGUGCUGGCUCUAAGCAUUCUGGUGAUCACCAUCGCGGGGAACGUGUGCAUCCAGAUCAUCCAAAUGCGGUCCUAUCUCAACGUGAGGCGCAUGUUUCUGGAAGAAUCUGUGGCUAUGGGGUUGAUGCUGUUGUUGCUGAUCAUGGUCAUGUCAUCCGCUCUCACAAUCAUGUCCACCAAGCAGUAUCUCGAGGCGAGGUACCAUGACACGCGUAACUCAGCAGUGGCCGAAGAAGAAUCUUUGGUCGAUGUGAGGAGGGAAAGCACGACGAAACUGAGGGUGUUGAUCAAGAAAUACUGGGUGAUGGCGGAGACCAGUAGCCCUCAAUUCGUGAUAGCUCGUUCCGUGACAAGCACUGUGUCAGGCAUCGUGAGCUUGACCAUUGCUGUUAUUCUGGUGGAGGCCGUGGUAUGGAUUGCGAUCCGGGAGGGGUUAUUUGAUCAGACGCUUUCAAGUUACAAGGAGUCAACAAUAGGGGUUGUGCUGUCGCAUACUAUUGGAGUGGUCGUGGGUACCGUUGCUCCGGCAUCAAGAUGGCUCGUCGCCAUAAGGUAUAGAACCUCAACCAGCUGCAUAAGCACAGUGAAAUAUGCAUUAACUGUUGAGGAUUACUGGACUCUGAAGCUGGUGGAAUGGAGACAGAGGUCAUUAUCUGCAAAAAUCCAACAUCUAAAAAGUAGAAAAAUACUCCAUGCUCUCAAAGGACUAAUUCUGGAACUCAGCAUUUCUACUCAACAUCUAAUUGUUCGGGCGAGCAAACUAGUCCUCGCUGUCUCCACCUGCGCGACAAAGCCAAUCAAAUCCUGCCUCGAUUACAUCACAAGUUCAAGGGGGAGGCAAGUUUCUGACGAGGUGGACCUCAGGCGCUACGUUAUUCAGCUCGAUGGAGAGGCAGAGCUGCCAGCAGAAACACUGAGCAACAUCCUCAAAGAGGUGGAUGCAAACAUCAAAAGAGGUCAGAAGAGGAAAACAAGAAACCUAUUGAAUCUACUGUCCAAAUCUCACAACUUCAAAGGGGUGACGGAAUUUGACAGCAAUCAAGUUCCGCCUCUGCAUCCUCAACAACUCCCUUAUUGCUGGUCUCUUCCUGUUGCCACUCUGGCCUGCAUUGCACAAACGAUCCCGAAUGUGGAAAGGGAGAAAUCCAAAAGCCUGAUUCGCGGAGUCAUUGAAGGGCUCCGCUAUGUGAAGUUCAUAGACAAACUACUAGACAGUAAAAGCCAGUUAGCAAAGAUAAGAGCAGCAGCAGACGCAGUGACCAUAGACGUUGAGUUUCGGCAGAACAAGGAUCUCAGUGAGAAAUCAUUGAGAGGGAAGAAUGCAGAAGAAAUACUAAACCAGUUCCAUCAAGAUUCUAAAGCAAAGGUCGACAAGUUCGUGACUAAUUCCAAAUACUGCCUACUGCAAAACCGAGCAUACUGGACCCCGGAGGCCAUUGCAGACAACGCAAUGUACAGGAUGAGCAAAACAAUUCUUCUCAACCACGGAGGCAACAAAACUCAUGAGCAACUGUUCGAGACAAUAUCCAUCAUGAUUGCGGACAUACUGGCCGCGUGCCUCACGAAUCUACCCCGAGCAAUCACCAUCAAAUGCCACCGUGAUGCCAUUGAGGAGAGGGAGAAGGGUGUGCGAAAAGCAGCUAAAUAUCUAGGUGAAACGGUGGAGAUCAUUGAACUACUACAGCAACGCGAAUUUCCUAUCCUCGAUCCUAAUAAGGCAGCUUACAUCGAAGAAUGGCGAGCAUUGAUCGGACUGGAAGACAGGGACAAUCUACAUGAACAGGGGAAUUGCAUUUCCAUCAACAUUGAGGAUUAG